AUGGUUAACGCGCACUUUCGUUUCGAACGACUUAGUGAUCGGUGGAGCGAGCGUUUAGCUGAGAUGGAAACUCCUGCGAUCGGUCAUAGAUAUGCUAUAGUGAAGCUAUACCAAGGUCUGGAUGAAGUCAUCUUUGAGAAACUGCUGAAAGGUCUGGGACUUGCCGUUGUGUUUACAAACGACCCGUCAAACUGCAACCAGAACAGCAUACGAGAGAAAACUAUUCCGACGGAGCUAAAAUCUGAAGUGCAAUCUAUGCUGGAUCCUUUUAUCCGAGAAUAUGCCAACUUGCUCAGAUUUAUUGAAGCCAACAUCAAUGCUGACGUACAGAAGCCACCAGCUGAGAUUACUGGCCAUAAGGUAACUGUGGAAUGCAAAGUUGGUAAACCAAUUGUUUUGUGCUCAGAUGCUUUAGAAAAGAAAACUGUAACGUGCAUGCUUUGCAAGGAAGAAGUGCUGCGUGAAAGGAGCGCUAUAAAAUCUCAUGUGCAAUCGCAUUCUGGUAAACGAUACGGAUGCGAUCUAUGCAAAUAUCACACGGAUCGUAAAUUUGAUUUUACCCGUCAUGUUCGUCGACGUCAUGCUGGUCAAGCUGAACCACCCGAAAUUGGAUGUCGCCCACAUUGGAUGACCAUGCUAAAGUCAUGUUUUCCCACCUAUGGCGAUGUGGGAAAGUACCGCAAGAUCAGAAAAAUGAAAAUUGAGCAAAAAGUCACAGAUUUCAAAAACACUGAGAAGGAAAGACAGAGCAGCACUGUCGAAGAGUAUCAAGAAGCAGAAAGAAAUACGAGCACCAGUGGUUCUUCUUUAAACUGUUGA
This is a messenger RNA of Cylicocyclus nassatus, 819 nucleotides long. The record is from the annotation of a GenBank genome assembly. NCBI's taxonomy places the organism in Eukaryota, Metazoa, Nematoda, Chromadorea, Rhabditida, Strongylidae.